UCCAUGUUCUGUUCUAUUGUCUCGUUGUUCUUAUUCCCUCGUGUUUUCUGUGCUGGAUUCUGUUUAUUGGACUUUUGCUGGACUCGCCAGCUGCUUGUUUCUGCAGGAAGUGAAUGCAGCAUCUCAAGGCUGCAUCUCUCAGUGACGUCACCGGAGUGAGGGAGGGAUGCUACACUGUGAACCGCCGUCAGGGAGUCGGUAGAGAGAUGGCACCGUCCUUUCUUCUCUUCUUCUCCACCAUGUUGCCCUUACUCAGCGUGUCUGCGUAUAAUACAUCUGCCGGUUGUGCAAUCAUCCGUCCUCCCAGAGAUGGAGGGAUAAGGUACCGAGGUCUGACACAAGAGCAGAUCCGCAGUGUGCAAGUGCUGCCAGUAGACUACGAGAUAGAGUACAUCUGCAGAGGCAACAGGGUGAUUGUCGGACCAAAGGUCAGGAAGUGUUUGCCCAAUGGCACUUGGACCGAUCUGAGCCAGCACAGCAGAUGUUUGUUGUUGUGUCCUCGGGUUUGGACAUCACUGGAAAAUGGUCGAGUGUCUUCUUGGCCCCUGGGGCCUCCGGUGGAGGGGACAGUGCUGCACUACAGCUGCCUGCCAGGCUUCAUCCUCAUGGGCCGAAACUCAACACAGUGCAAUAAGAUGGGCAAGUGGGACAUGCCCAAACCCGUGUGUCACUAUGACCGACACUACAAAGGCAAGAAGAAGCUCUACAUCGGAGCCCUCUUCCCCAUGAGUGGAGGCUGGCCAGGCGGACAAGCGUGCCUCCCCGCAGCUCAGAUGGCUCUGUCCCUUGUGAAUAAGAGGACCGACAUACUGCCGGACUACGAGCUGGAGCUGAUACACUAUGACAGUAUGUGUGAUCCGGGAGAGGCGACCAAGCUGCUGUAUGAUCUCCUGUACACCGAGCCCAUUAAAAUCGUGCUGAUGCCGGGCUGCAGCUCCGUAUCUACGCUGGUGGCCGAGGCUGCUCGCAUGUGGAACCUCAUCGUGCUGUCGUACGGCUCCAGCUCUCCGGCUCUGUCCAACCGCCAGCGCUUUCCCACCUUCUUCCGCACUCACCCGUCUGCCACGCUGCACAACCCCACUCGAGUGCAGCUCUUCCAGAAGUGGAAAUGGACCAAGAUUGCCACCAUUCAGCAAACGACAGAAGUCUUUACAUCGACUCUGGAUGAUCUGGAGGAAAGGGUGAAGGAGGCAGGGAUUGAAAUCAGCGUUCGUCAGAGCUUCCUCACCGACCCUGCUGUGGCUGUCAAAAACCUCAAGCGCCAAGAUGCCAGAAUCAUUGUUGGCCUCUUCUAUGAGACGGAGGCCAGGAAAGUCUUCUGUGAGGUGUACAAGGAGAAGCUGUACGGGAAGAAGUACGUGUGGUUCCUCAUCGGCUGGUAUGCAGACAACUGGUUCAAGAUAAAGGACCCGUCCAUUAACUGUACCGUGGAGCAGAUGACGGAGGCGGUGGAGGGUCACGUGACUACCGAGAUUGUCAUGCUCAACCCGGAGACGGUGCGAGGAGCCUCCAACCUGACCUCUCAGGAGUUUCUGGCUCAGCUGAUGUCUAAACUCGGGGGUAAAAAUCCAGAGGAGACAGGCGGUUUCCAGGAGGCUCCGCUGGCCUACGACGCUGUGUGGGCUCUAGCCCUGGCCCUCAACAAGACUGUGGGGCCUCUAAAGGCCAAAGGGCACCGGCUCGAAGAUUUCAACUACAACAACCGAGACAUCACCGCUGAGAUCUACCGAGCCCUGAACACCAGCUCCUUCGAAGGAGUUUCAGGCCACGUCGUGUUUGAUGCUCAAGGUUCUCGAAUGGCCUGGACUCUUAUUGAACAGCUUCAAGGAGGGAGCUAUAAGAAGAUUGGAUACUACGACAGCACUAAAGGCAAUCUGUCCUGGUAUGGGAAUGACAAGUGGAUAGGCUCAGGACCUCCUGCAGACCAGACAGUGGUCAUCGAGGAGUUUCGCUACCUGUCCCAGAAGCUCUUUGUGUCUGUGUCUGUCUUUGCCGGGCUGGGAAUCCUGCUGGGAAUUGUCUGCCUCACCUUCAAUAUCUACAACAGCAAUGUCCGGUACAUUCAAAACUCUCAGCCGUACCUUAACAACAUGACCGCAGUGGGCUGCAUGAUGGCUCUGGCUGCUGUCUUUCCUCUGGGCAUCGAUGGCCUCCACGUCCACAGGAGGCAGUUCCCCGUCGUCUGCCAGUUUCGCCUGUGGUUGCUCGGCCUGGGUUUCAGCCUCGCUUACGGCAGCAUGUUCACCAAGAUCUGGUGGGUGCACACCGUCUUCACCAAGAAGGAUGAGAAGAAGGACAAAAGGAAGCACCUGGAACCGUGGAAACUUUACGCCACCGUCGGUGUGCUGCUCGGCAUCGACGUCCUCUCGCUGAUGAUCUGGCAGAUUGUGGAUCCUUUACAUAUCACAGUGGAGAAAUUCACCAGAGAAGCCCCCAAAGGAGACCUGGAUGUUUUGAUCCAGCCUUUACUGGAGCACUGCAGCUCAGAAAAGAUGAACACCUGGCUGGGUGUGGUGUACGGUUAUAAAGGCUUACUGCUGCUGCUCGGCAUCUUCCUGGCCUAUGAGACCAAGUCCAUCUCCACGGAGAAGAUCAAUGACCACCGCGCUGUGGGCAUGGCCAUCUAUAAUGUCGCUGUCCUGUGUAUGAUCACAGCUCCGGUCACCAUGAUCCUGUCCUCUCAACAGGAUGCCUCUUUCGCCUUCGCCUCUUUGGCCAUCGUCUUCUCGGUCUACAUCACUCUGGUGGUUCUGUUCGUCCCUAAGAUGCGGCGUCUGAUAACGCGGGGUGAGUGGCAGUCAGAUGCCCAGGAGACCAUGAAGACCGGCUCGUCCACCAAUAACAACGACGAGGAGAAGUCCAGACAGCUGGAGAGGGAGAACAAGGAGCUACAGAAGAUCAUCCAGGAGAAAGAAGAACGAGUAUCAGAGCUGAGAAACCAGCUGUCUGAGCGACAGGCUCUGCGAUCAAGGAGAAGAGCAUCCACUGUCACCAAUCAGAACCACAGCUCUCCACCCCUCGCUAUCCCUCACAGUGACCCCAGGUCUCUGGCACCCCCUCCGGGGUACCCCGCCCCAACCUCCGACCCCCACACCAUCUCUCCAUCCUUCGCCAACUCAUCCAGCCUCUACCAACCGGACAGCAAGAUCAGCCGGAAUAACUGCCAUACCAGCCGGCUACAGCUGCUAUAUAAGUAA
Molecule: messenger RNA, 3197 nt
Organism: Larimichthys crocea (large yellow croaker)
Lineage: Eukaryota; Metazoa; Chordata; Actinopteri; Sciaenidae
Gene: gabbr1b
Product: gamma-aminobutyric acid (GABA) B receptor, 1b
Exons: 25
Coding region: 114-3197 (1027 amino acids)
Biological process (GO): G protein-coupled receptor signaling pathway; gamma-aminobutyric acid signaling pathway
Cellular component (GO): G protein-coupled receptor heterodimeric complex; membrane
Molecular function (GO): G protein-coupled GABA receptor activity
Source: RefSeq, a predicted model, not a curated record